AUGUCCUUCCCAAAUAACGACAUCCUGCUUCUCAUCAGUGAACACAUCAACGACCAAAAAGACAAAACCCGGCUCCUACUCGUAUGCCGUAAUUGGUACUCGUUACUUCUCCCAAUAGCCUACCGCAAAAUCUGCGUUGAAAGCGAACAAAUAUAUCCCCUCGUUCGCUCCAUUCAGAAGAACCCCCAAAUUGGACCCGCCAUUCGCCAUUUACGGGUCGAAUGGAGUAGCGGUAGCGAGGAUGAAUUCGCAAACUACGAGGUAGACGACCUCACGAAGACUCUGAAACCAAGCGAGUCUGACAAAAACCUCGACGAGUGGAAAGAAGAUUUGCGUAAAGGAUGUCCCGAUGCCUGGCUUGUAGUACUCGUGCUGUCGGCGGAAUUUGUCAAGACGCUGGAUUUGAACGUUUAUUGUUAUUCGCCUCAUUUCUUCCGUAUGCUGGCGCAAAUUACCAAGGAGAAUCCAUUCGGCUCAAAGCCGGCCUUGCAACAUUUGGAAAUUGCCAGGGUCUGGACAGAUGAUAUGAAAACUCAUUACCUGGCGAAUGAGCUUCUUCCAUUCUUUUCUCUUCCCGCGAUGCGGGAGUUCAAUGGAGGGGGAAUCUGCGAGUACGAAGAGGACAAUUCUAAAGAACCUGCUGUCGCAGUGCGUGGGCCUGGGACUUCUGGGAUCACGAAAAUCAAUCUUGGUGGACACCGGACGAAUAAUGGUAGUAAGGGCAUGGCUGAUUUCAUCCGCUCAUGUGCCAAUCUGGAGAUCUUUGAGUAUCAACACGACAACAAAGCCAUUUGGGGCGAAAGCUAUUCCGACUUUCGCCCUCUUCUGUUCUACAAUGCGCUAUGUUCACAAAAGCACACACUUCGAGAGCUUCGGCUGAACAACCGUGGAGAAAAUAUGCCCGCGGGCUUUGAUGAUGAGUACGACGGACGUUGGGAUGGAUUUGGAUCUCUCGCUGAAUUUCAUCGGCUGCGUGAACUUCAGAUUCCAUUCUUCACGCUUGUACAUUUUGGUACAACCAAUCAGCCAAAGGCCUCUCUCGUGGAGGUUCUCCCGCCCAGCCUGGAAUAUCUCAAUCUCUCCUAUUGUGGUGACGGGGACUUCGACAUCGUCAUCAAGAAUAUUCGGGGCUUGCUAGCGCAACGAGAACAGUUUCCGAACCUCAAAAAGCUCGAAGUUAAGCCUGAUUUUAUGGUGAAGAUUGUGGAGACCUAUGGUGAGUUUAGAGUUCCAACAUCCACACAAGAGUCAUUUGCGCCGAUUGGAAUAAUGUGCCGCGAGCUGGGAAUUGAUUUCGGUUUCAACAUGCAUGGAUAUCAUAGAAUUCUCUUGGCGUAA
This is a messenger RNA of Penicillium soppii, 1338 nucleotides long. RefSeq lists its product as uncharacterized. The transcript has a single exon. Lineage: Eukaryota; Fungi; Ascomycota; Eurotiomycetes; Eurotiales; Aspergillaceae. The record is from RefSeq and is a predicted model, not a curated record. The coding region runs from base 1 to 1338 and encodes 445 amino acids.